UUGACUCUUCGCCUCGUUCCAAACCUUCUCCUUUCAACGAUGCGGUCUGCAGUGAUGUUCUUGCUGACAGCGGCGCUGACGCUGCUGAUGUUGCAGGAGAGUGAGUGCACUGUGAGCUUCGCCGCUCUGAAGGCUCUGAAGUACAUUGGACUGGCUAAGCUGAAGAAGGGAAUCUUGGGAUCUUCGGAGAACUCUGAAAGUGGACUCAAGGGUCCGGGUUCAAUCCGGGACCUGGUGGACUCUAGCUAUGACCACCGUCACAACUUCGGUCCGGCCUUGUACACUAGUGGUGGCCCCCCUACUUACUACGUGGGCGGUAGCCCGUCUGGCUACUACGGGGGCGGUCCUGCCUUCUACAUCGUCCCCGCAGCCUACUUCGACAGUUACCACGGCAGAGGCAAGAGAGACACUCAGGUUGUGGCUGCUGGACCCGUCCCCGGCACUCAGGAGAGGAUCCCUAUCGAUUCCUUUCAGGAGGGUCAAGAAGAGGAAUACUUCGGCGUGGUGGGUAAACUGGACGCUGACGGGUGUGUGUUGAGGCUGGUGUGUGAACUGGCCGGUGUACCCGCCAGCAGCCUCACCCACGACGAGCGAGUCAUCAUGGCUGUCUUCGACGACACGCCCGAAGCCCUGGCUAACACCCAGGCCGGCGCUAGGCUCAGGAGCUGGAAGGCAACAUACGAGCAGGCUGUGUGGCUGGGAAGAAGGUCGACCAACCCCAGCCAGAGCUGCGCCUCUGUGUACAAGACCUGUCCUGUCUCAGCCAAGCAGUUGAUGUUAGUGUUUUCAUCCGCUGAGAAGAACCAGGCCAAGAAGUCUUCCCACUAGCCACACGCUCCUCGCGGCCGCUGAGAAGAACCAGGCCAAGAAGUCUUCCCACUAGCCACACGCUCCUCGCGGCCGCUGAGAAGAACCAGACCAAGAAGUCUUCCCACUAGCCACACGCUCCUCGCGGCCGCUGAGAAGAACCAGGCCAAGAAGUCUUCCCACUAGCCACACGCUCCUCGCGGCCGCUAAAAUCCACACACAAAUCCCCGUCUGAGUCCCUCAAAUGAGGGACUCAAAAAGGGAUUUACAUUGAUGGGGAGGACGGGAUUAUCUGGGAGAAUGCGAGAGAGAAAAACUGCACUCGAGAUAGUAAAAAAAACGAGGUAGAAUGUUGCUCUAUGUAUAGAAGAGGAUCUCAGACGGAGGUCAAAAUAUACAGAAAGCUCUUCUUCCUUUUUUUUUCUUCUUGUGGGAUUUUCUACCCCAUUGGUCAGUGUUGAUGACACAUUGAUGUAUUCCCGUUUCUCAGUAUUGAUAACACAUUAAUGCAUCGAUAUUUAGAAAUAUAAAAUCCUAGUAUAUAAAUAUUUUGAAUGUGUAUAUAUAUAUUGUCUUUUUCUUACUCGAGAGUUUUACAUACAUCGUGUUUUAUAUACACAGUGUUUUACCCAGUAUUGCAGACAGUUGGUAACAUGUGAUCAAUCAGUUCAACACUGCCGAGGUAAACACUGUGAGUGAACUUCGAGGAAUUAGAAAACCUGAAACUGUUUCAGAAGGUUCACACGACGCCCCAGUAGAACUCUGGUAGAUGUAGUCAGCGGUAGUUUGUUGCAACGUUAGUGACCUCAUCAACGUUAGUGACCUCAUCAACGUUAGUGACCUCAUCAACGUUAGUGACCUCAUCAACGUUUCACCUUGGCAAUGUUAUUAUUUUGGUUUAUCAACGAUGUUUUGUUUGUAACUUACGCCAGUGAGAACGUUGACGACCCCAGCGCCAGGGAACGAGUUGAGUAGCUGUAAUAUGAUACCACAAAGUUUCGCCCAAGAUCUUUUAUAAUCUUGAUUGAUACGUUUCCUUAAUACAGCCUUGCCCUGAUCAGAACGCAGAGUGCCUUCCAUCCUUCAUAAGGUAUGGGGCACUCUGCCUUCCAGCCUUCAUAAGGUAUGUGGCACUCUGCCUUCCAUCCUUCAUAAUGUAUGUGGCACUCUGCCUUCUAGCCUUCAUAAGGCAUGUGGCAGUCUGCUUUCCAUCCUUCACACUGCUUUCCAGCCUCCAGGACUGUGGUCCAGCCUCACAUUAGCUUGAUGCCUGAACAUUUGCUCACGUAGAGUCAAAGUAGAAUCUCUGGACUUGGUCACACAUGUACUUCCAGACUCUAAUUACUUAAGACUGUUUACAUCAAUGUAUUAAUGACGAAUUACCUU
Molecule: messenger RNA, 2193 nt
Organism: Cherax quadricarinatus
Lineage: Eukaryota; Metazoa; Arthropoda; Malacostraca; Decapoda; Parastacidae
Source: RefSeq, a predicted model, not a curated record